AUGAGGAAGGAUAAUCAGAGCAGCGUGUCUGAAUUCCUUCUCCUGGGGCUCCCCAUUCGGCCAGAGCAGCAGGACAUGUUCUUUCUUCUCUUCCUGGGCAUGUACCUCACCACGGUGCUGGGGAACCUGCUCAUCAUCCUGCUCAUCAGGCUGGACUCUCGCCUCCACAACCCCAUGUACUUCUUCCUUAGCCACUUGGCCUUCACUGAUGUCUCUUUCUCAUCUGUCACAGCUCCAAAGAUGCUGAUGAACAUGCUGACAAGGAGUCAAUCCAUCUCCUAUGCUGGGUGCCUUUCCCAGGUAUAUUUUUUCUUAUUUUGUGCUGAUCUUGACAGCUUCCUUCUCACCUCAAUGGCCUAUGACAGGUAUGUGGCCAUCUGUCACCCCCUUCACUACACCACCAUCAUGAGUCAGAGCUCAUGUUUCUUGCUCGUAAUUGUGUCCUGGGCCCUAUCCUGUGCCAGUGCCCUGGUGCACACCCUCCUCCUGACUCAGGUCAUGAGGAAGGAUAAUCAGAGCAGCGUGUCUGAAUUCCUUCUCCUGGGACUCCCCAUUAGGCCAGAGCAGCAGGAUAUGUUCUUUGCCCUCUUCCUGGGCAUGUACCUCACCACGGUGCUGGGGAACCUGCUCAUCAUCCUACUUAUCAGGCUGGACUCUCGCCUCCACACCCCCAUGUACUUCUUCCUUAGCCACUUGGCCCUCACUGACAUCUCUUUCUCAUCUGUCACAGCUCCAAAGAUGCUGAUGAACAUGCUGACAAAGAGUCAAUCCAUCUCCUAUGCCGGGUGCAUUUCCCAGGUAUAUUUUUUCUUAUAUUUUGCUGAUCUUGACAGCUUCCUUCUCACCUCAAUGGCCUAUGACAGGUAUGUGGCCAUCUGUCAUCCCCUUCACUACACCACCAUCAUGAGUCAGAGCUUGUGUUUCUUGCUUGUAAUUGUGUCCUGGGCCCUAUCCUGUGCCGGUGCCCUGGUGCACACUCUCCUCCUGGCCUGUCUCUCUUUCUGUGGAGACAACGCCAUUCCCCACUUCUUCUGUGACCUCUCUGCCUUACUUAAGCUGUCCAGCUCUGACACCACAGUCAAUAAUCUGGUUAUCCUCACUGUGGGGUCGGUAGUCAUUACGCUCCCAUUCAUCUGCAUCCUUGUGUCAUAUGGCCACAUCGGGGCCACCAUCCUGAGGGUCCGCUCAACCAAGGGAAUAUACAAAGCAUUGUCCACCUGUGGCUCUCACCUGUCUGUGGUGUCUCUGUACUAUGGGGCAAUAAUUGGGCUGUAUUUUUUCCCUUCAUCCAGUAACUCCAAUGAGAAGAAUGCCAUUGUGGCUGUAAUGUAUACUCUGGUCACUCCCAUGCUAAAUCCCUUUAUCUACAGUCUGAGGAACCGGUAUAUGAAAGGGGCUCUGGGAAAUAUAUUCAGUAAAGGGACAUGUUCACCAUGA
This is a messenger RNA of Choloepus didactylus (southern two-toed sloth), 1437 nucleotides long. Its product is annotated as olfactory receptor 50-like. Gene Ontology annotation, biological process: G protein-coupled receptor signaling pathway. Bases 1 to 1437 code for a protein of 478 amino acids. Lineage: Eukaryota; Metazoa; Chordata; Mammalia; Pilosa; Megalonychidae. The record is from RefSeq and is a predicted model, not a curated record. Gene Ontology annotation, cellular component: membrane. The transcript has 3 exons. Gene Ontology annotation, molecular function: olfactory receptor activity; G protein-coupled receptor activity.